Drosophila willistoni is the source of this 3472-nucleotide messenger RNA. RefSeq names its product pre-mRNA-processing factor 39 (gene Prp39). Bases 38 to 3280 code for a protein of 1080 amino acids. The transcript has 8 exons. NCBI's taxonomy places the organism in Eukaryota, Metazoa, Arthropoda, Insecta, Diptera, Drosophilidae. The record is from RefSeq and is a predicted model, not a curated record. Gene Ontology annotation, biological process: mRNA 5'-splice site recognition; RNA processing. Gene Ontology annotation, cellular component: U1 snRNP; U2-type prespliceosome; commitment complex. Gene Ontology annotation, molecular function: protein binding.
GCCGCAUUUACCCAUCUCUAGUCGAUAAACAACAAAUAUGGCGUCGUCUGAAGAAAACGAAAACGUUGUUAUGGAAAAUUCAGGCCGCCGUACACGUUCAGGACGAACUGCCCAAUCUCCUAGUGCGUCAUCCACGGUAGUAGCGACCAGGACAACGAGGCGUACAUCGAAACGGCAAGCGCAGUUGAGCGAUCACGAAGAGGAAGUAGAAUUAGAACCAGAGCAAACAGUUACCAUGGGUCAGGAAGUGGGUAAAACACAUCAGAACGAAGAGGAGGAGGGGGAACAGUCUCAGCAUGUUAGCAGCCAAAUGAGUGAAUCAACAGAUCAACAAGAUGUUGAGAUGCUAGCUGCUGCUGAAACUGAAAAGAGUUCUUCAUUCCCCUUUGGCACCACAGUCACAGAACAGCAAUCCGAAGAGACAAGCGAUGAAGUGAAGGAGAGCCGUGUUGACGGCGGUGUGGACACAACUUCACUUUUAGCUUCACUGGCCGGUGAUAAUGCUAACAGCCUGCCCUCUGUGGGUGGAAAUGACAAUGAAAGUGGUGAUAACCAAAAGAAACAGGACUUCGAAUCCCAAGUCCAGACGGUAACCGUAAAUUCCUCUGAAGAUUCUAGUUCACAUCAUGCCAUAGCCGAAAGUCUGGGCGAUGGCGAUGUAGAUACUAGUAAUGCUACAAUUGUGAAUACAGAAAUUAUUUCGGAAGAUGAAUUACCGCUGCCAAGCAAGCCAGAGAUCAACGAUGCCGAAGAAGUCUCAGAUGAAGAAUUGCCGGCCCCAGCACGCGCUGAGUUACCUGCUGAUGCUGAAGUUAUAUCUGAGGAUGAGUUACCCACUCAUAAUAAUAAUAACAACACCAAUGAAUCCAAGAACACUCAAAAGCGUAAAGCUGAUAAAGAUGCCAAUAAUCCAAAUCCAAAGGAGAAACCCAGUGAACAGUAUAAUCCGGGUAGUCCAACCACGGAAAGUAACGAGGCACCACCAUCUGAGAAACGAGUCAAAGUCGAGGAUGUCAGCGAACAGAAGGACAAAAAGAAAGACAAAGAACGGGACAAAGAUAAAGACAAGGACACAAGGGACAAAGAGAAGGAGCGUAAAAAGUUACCCGAUCUGGAAAAAUACUGGCGAGCAGUCAAAGAAGAUUCUUCUGAUUUCACUGGCUGGACAUAUUUGUUGCAAUAUGUGGAUAGUGAGUCCGAUGCGGAAGCGGCACGUGAAGCUUAUGACACAUUCCUGUCCCAUUAUCCUUAUUGCUAUGGCUACUGGCGGAAAUAUGCCGACUAUGAGAAGCGAAAGGGCAUCAAGGCCAACUGCUAUAAGGUGUUUGAGCGUGGUCUAGAAUCUAUACCGUUAUCGGUAGAUCUAUGGAUACAUUAUCUGAUGCACAUCAAAGCUCAUCAUGUUGAUGAUGAGCAAUUCAUACGCCUUCAAUAUGAACGGGCAGUGAAAGCCUGUGGCUUUGAGUUCCGUUCUGACAAACUGUGGGAUGCCUUCAUACGCUGGGAGAAUGAAUCAAAGCGUUACAAUCGUGUGGUCCAGAUCUAUGACAAACUCUUGGCUAUACCAACUCAGGGUUACAAUGGGCACUUUGACAAUUUCCAAGACCUGAUCAACCAGCAUCCAAUUACUGCCACCAUUGGCAAUGAAGAGCUAAUCCGAUUGCGAAAGGAAUGGCAUGAACGUCAACAAAGUAAAACCUCGAAAUCAUCAUCGUCGUCAUCAUCAUCGAGAAGCCGUCGGGAUAGCAGCAACUCUAAAGAAUCCAAGGGCGGUGGCGAUCGUGAGCGUGAGCGAGAAAAAGAAAAAGAAAGGGAACGCGAGAAACGGGGCUCCGGUGGUAAGUCGCCAAAAGAUUCUAGUGAAACUCAUGCAGAUGAAUCAGCAAGUACUAUCGAUCUGAUCGAAAGCGAACCAUCGUUGGUUCCCGCAAAGGUCGCUACGACGAUCGAUUUCAGCGAUCUCAGCACGCUGGUGGACGAGGAGAUAGCCGCCAUAAAGGACAAAGUGAUAUCGGCGCGGCGCAAAAUUCACAAGGUGACGGUGGGUGCGGUCACUGCCCGCUGGUCCUUCGAGGAAGGCAUCAAACGGCCAUAUUUCCAUGUGAAACCGCUUGAACGUGCACAGCUAAAGAACUGGAAGGAUUACCUUGAUUUUGAGAUUGAGAAAGGCGACAGAGAACGUGUGUUGGUUCUAUUCGAGCGCUGUCUUAUCGCUUGUGCCCUGUACGAUGAAUUCUGGCUUAAGAUGCUGCGCUAUCUGGAGUCCAUGCCCGACCAGACCAAUGUGGUUGAUCUGAUGCGCGAUGUCUUUCGCCGCGCCUGCCGUAUCCAUCAUCCGGAUAAGCCCAGUCUCCAUCUGAUGUGGGCAGCCUUUGAAGAGUGUAAUCUUAACUUUGAUGGAGCUGCGGAAGUGCUACAACGCAUUGAAGAGCGUUGUCCCAAUCUCCUUCAGAUUGCCUAUCGACGCAUUAACGUGGAACGUCGUCGUGGUGCUCUCGACAAGUGCCGGGAACUCUAUGUUCACUAUAUCGAUGGCAGCAAGAAUAAAGGAAUAAGCGGCACGCUGGCAAUUAAAUAUGCCCGCUUUCUUCACAAGAUUUGUCACGAUCUCGACGCUGGCCUUGCAGUUUUACAGCAAGCUAUUGACCGUGAUCCGGCCAACACUAGAGUAGCCCUGCAAAUGAUUGAUUUGUGUCUGCAGCGAGCUGAGGUAGACGAGAAAGAGAUUGUCCAGAUUAUGGAUAAAUUCAUGAAUCGGCCUGACAUUGAGGCCGAUCAGAAAGUACUCUUCGCUCAACGUAAAGUGGAAUUUCUGGAAGAUUUUGGAAGUACGGCUAAAGGAUUACAAGAGGCACAACGGUCCCUUCAGCUGGCACUUGCCAAGGCAACCGAGGCCCAAAAGAAGGGCGAGACUAGUCCCAGCCGCAAAAACUCUUCGGCUGGAAAAGAUGCGUCUGCCGGCGCCGGCGGCUCAUCAAGCUCAUCCUCGGCGGCAACUCCGUCUGCGGUUUAUAAUAAUGGUGGCUCAGCUAAUGCGAAUUAUAAUUACAAUUCGUCCAAUGCUUCGUCUGCCUAUUAUGGCCAGGCCAACAGUGGCGGCAGUGGUGGUUAUCCUGCGCAACAACAGCCGCAGCAGCAGCAACAACAACAACAAACGCAAUCCUAUGACUCCUACUAUAGUCAAUGGGGCUAUGGUUCUGGUAGCAGUGGAGUCGGUGGAACCGGCGGAUACAACUACGGCCAGUGGAGCGGCGGCUAUGGUGGCGGCAAUUAUUACUAAUAGGACUUAUGUUAUUUUAGUCAUCAUUUUAAUUGUACAUUUUUUUUUUGAUAUAUAUAUAUAUAUAUAUAUUGAUUCGUAAUUAUAUUUGUAUAUGACUACGAAGGCCACGACCGCCAGUCCUUGAAUCUAACCGAAUGCUUAAAAUAAAAUAAAAACAAGAUAUUAACUUGAAUAUAGACUUCACCGGAA